CGCUGCCGGUGAUCGGGAUCGCGCUGCGUACGUGCUCGUGCUCAGCAUCAGCAGCGUGGACAUCCGUGUGAACAUCCAGAGCCGAAGUGUUUAUGACAGCGAUCAGCAUGUCUGGUGCCAGUUAUGCUGCUUCUUCUCACCACGUCCAGGACGCCACUGCUCAACGUCAGCAUGAAGUCCCUACAACCUGCCCGACCCGGUACACAUGAGUAGCACCUGGAGAGCAUUGUGGGCGCAUGGAGCACACGACACAAGCAGUCCAUCAUCUCAGGCCGGACGGAUCCGGCGCACAAAGCGUUCGCCUUGAGCCUCCGUUGAUUCACGUUGCUUUGUUCCUUCAUUUGAAACGAAGCACUCUGGUCUCUGCAGUCCAUAACCCGCCCCCUCCCCAAUCGACCCCCCCGCAGCCCCCCCCCAUUCUGUGCCAUAAGGACCCAGAUCAGUGCCCCUCAGAGGGGAGAUGCCCGUCUUGCUUAAUGCCGACGCCUCCUUCAGCUCCAAGCAGGAGCUCCUGGACCUUCAGGACUGCCCUCUCAGCGGGGUUCCCUCUCUGGACACCCCCAGCCCCCCGGACUCCCGGGCGGGCAGCCCGCUACGCUCCUGCCCCAGUAGCCCCGGCAGUCCUGGGGCCGAUGGCGUUGUACAGCCCCACGUUUUCACCGGGGAGUCCACGCUCCCGGGGCAGCUGUACGGGGCAGAGACGCGGCUCCACGCAGGGUCCCCAACAGGGUUAAAGCUGAUCUCCACUGACCCGGGGCAGCUGUGUGGCUGGGGGGCCCUGACUCCCAAAGCGCUGCAGGCUUUCAACACCCCUCGCUGGGUGCUGUUCUUUCUUUGCGUGGCGUCUUUCCUCCAAGGGAUGAUCAUCAACGGCUUUACCAACACCGUGGUCACCUCCAUCGAGCGGCGCUUCGACCUGCGCAGCUACCAGGCCGGCCUCAUUGCCAGCUCCUACGACAUCGCCGCCUGCGUCUGCCUGGCCUUCGUCAGCUACUUCGGCGGCACGGGUCACAAGCCCCGCUGGCUGGGCUGGGGGGUGCUGAUCAUGGCGUCCGGUUCGCUGGUGUUCGCCCUGCCCCACUUCACGACGCCGCCGUACCACGCCGGCCUGUCCGAGCGAACGUUGAUGUGCUCGGCCAACAACCACACCAGCCGAUGCCAGGACAAGGAGCGGGGGGGGUUGUCCAGCUAUCGGUUCGUGUUCAUGCUGGGCCAGUUUCUGCACGGCAUCGGGGCGACGCCGCUCUACACGUUGGGGGUCACGUACCUGGAUGAGAACGUCAAGUCCAACUAUGCGCCGGUUUAUAUCGGGAUCUUCUACACAGCGGCCAUUGUGGGUCCUGCAGCAGGCUACCUGCUGGGGGGAUACUUCCUCAACAUUUACACCGAGGUCCACCUGACUACCGAGAUGACGCCGGAGAACCCUCUGUGGGUCGGCGCUUGGUGGAUCGGCUUCCUGGUAGGCGGGGCGGCGGCUCUGCUUGUAGCGUUUCCCAUCCUCGGCUACCCGCGGCAGCUACCGGGCGCUCAGGAGUACGUGGCCACGCGGGUGUCGGAGGCCCAUCAGCUCAAGGACGGGAGCCAGACCACAGCCGCAGACCCUCAGUUUGGCAAAUCGGUCAAAGACAUGCCGAGGUCCGCGCUGCUCCUCUUGAAGAAUCCCACCUUCCUCUUCCUGUGCCUGGCCGGGGCCACCGAGGCCACGCUCAUCGCUGGCAUGUCCACCUUUGGUCCAAAGUUCUUGGAGUCACAGUUCAGCCUCAGUGCUUCAGAGGCCGCCACGUGGUUUGGGUACAUGGUGGUACCAGCUGGCGGCGGUGGCACCUUUCUGGGCGGCUACAUCGUGAAGAGAUUGAACCUGCGCUGUCGAGGCAUCAUCCGUUUCUGCAUGAUGUGCGCUCUGGUCAGCCUGCUCGCCAUCUUCAUCUUCCUCAUCCACUGCCCCAACGUGCCUAUGGCCGGCGUCACGGCGCCAUACCAGUACAAUCUGACGGGGAAACCAAAAGUGGGCCAGUACAGAGACCUGUAUGACGAGCCAAGCCAGCGUCGCCAUAGAAACAGCUCCUCGCUGGAGGAGGACCUGACGGUGGGCUGCAAUGCCGGCUGCAAUUGUGUCCGAGAGCUGUACAACCCGGUGUGCGGGGCAGACGGCGUGAUGUACUACUCGCCCUGCCAUGCUGGCUGCAGCUCCGUCAACCAUACAGAUGUGUCCUCGGGCACACAGGUGUACUCUGGCUGCAGCUGUGUGCUGGGAAACGUGUCCUGGGGCGAGGAGGGCUUCGCGCUGACAGGGAAGUGUGGCAGCUCCUGCCACCACAUGCCAGCCUUCCUCGCGUUCCUCUUCGUCAUCAUCUCCUUCACCUUCCUCUGUAGCAUCCCAGCGCUCACUGCCACACUCAGGUGUGUGCCAGACAGCCAAAGAUCCUUUGGACUCGGCAUCCAGUGGAUUGUGGUGCGCUCACUUGGCGGCAUUCCGGGGCCCAUAGCAUUCGGCUCCGUGAUCGACAUCUCCUGCUUGCUGUGGCAGGAUAAGUGUGGUGAGCAGGGCUCCUGCUACCUCUAUCACAACUCCGCCAUGAGCCGGUACACACUAGUAGCUGGCAUCAUCUACAAGGUAAUGGGGACGAUCUUUUUCCUGCUGGCGAGCAUCAUGUACAAGCCUCCCCCCGAGUCGCCUCAGAGUAGCUGUGAGAGCACCGACCACGGAGGAGGGGACGCGAGUGACCUGCCCGUCAAAGACCUGCCCGGAGACGGCGUCAUCGUCAACCUGCACGCCAGGUUGUGACGUCGAAGACCCCAGACCGCUAACUGUGUGCGUGUGUGUGUGUGUGGGCGUGUGUGUGUUUGGGUGGUGCUUACUUUAUACAAACUGCCUUCUCUCAGCCAUAAUGACGCCACGGGCGUGCCAGACAACACAUGCUCAUGGAGAAAUGAACACACAUACACCACAAACAGGAUGCCUCCAUCCACACGCACACGCACACACGCACACAUUCUAUAUUACACAAAGACUUCUAACAUGCUGCUCCCUGGGAAGGAAACCCCUCUGUGAACCCUCGUGUGUGUGAUUGAUGCGGAUAUCUCCAAACUGUGUUGAAUCCAAUGACUUUUUGAAAUGUAAGUGAUUUUAUUUGUUUCAUAUUUUAUGUAAUUCACCGUCAAAAUCCAAUGAAACGGCUAAGAACAUUGUGGUAGUUCGGUAUUUAGAUCGGCUUUUUCUGUUCUUCAAUUACUGGAAAAUAGUUCCACUGCUUUGCCUCCCAGCCACGAUGAAGCCGCGCUACACGCUAUCUGCAGGCUGCAGACCAUGUCGCCAAACCAUAGUUCAUGCCAAGAGUAUCUGAAGGCACUUCUACCAUGAUGUCAACAGAGCGCAUUGGUCACAGCAGCACAAAUCUAUUUUCAAUUAGAAAAGCACACAUGGAUUUUUGAUGUUUCAUGUGCAAGAUAAGUUGUACGAGACUAAUUGGCUCGCAUUUAACCGUAGAAAUGAAGAAAGGAAAUACUGAAAACUGUAUGUAGAUACGUGCUCUUUUUGCCGGGGUUUAUAGAAAGCGCUUUGAUGCUUCUCCUCCAUAGUAAUCGCAUAGUUGCACUUUAAAAAAACUCAAACGUCCUAAAGGUUGGAGUACGUGUUGACCCAACGGAUGCCUGGUAACAUCAGCUCUUAAAAGUGGAAACAUUCUGCUACAAAAUGAUUCAUUUUCUCUGCAAUCAUGGAAUCACUUUGUUGGGCUGAAGUUGAUCUUUAAGCCGUGAAUUAUCGCAUUAUGUCACUUCCUUGCUAAUAUAUGAUGGAAUAGAGAAAAUCUAGAGGAAGCCAUCAGCUUGUUGGCUGUAGUUUCCAUCAAAGUAUUUGCAUGUCCAUUUGGAAGUAUCGCAUCAGAAAAGCUGUUUGGAAACAUGACAAAAGUAGCUCACAUGACUGAUCAGCUAUUUACGCUGUUGUCAUGCGUUCAAAUGCCUCAAUAUUUAACAUUGAUGUUUGACUGUUUUCCUGGUGGACUACAGCCAUACAAAGUCCAAUGAAACUACGCUUUGCAUUGCAGAGUUCAUUCUCUGGUCCAGUUGAGGGAAAUCUGCCUAAUUAUCAUUUUUAUCUAUUAUCAUUGAGAAAGAUUUUUUUUUUUACGAAAUCCCACUAACUUAUAAAUAAGAGGAAAUCCACCUGCGUGACUCCACUGAUCACAGGGAUUUAUAGAACAUUUUAAAUGCUGAUGUGACCAUUCUUUACAUAAGGAUAUUAUGGGAACUGGCUUGUAAGAUAAUUUUUUUUUGCCAUCGAUCAAUCUUGUUUAUAUAAGUAAUUUAUUCAUAAUAUUUCUGCAUUUAUCUUCUGCUUGUUAUUUUGCAUUUGUCAUGGGAUGAUAAAAGGAAUGCUGCCCUUGGCUCUGAUGCCUUUGUCCAUAAACCCCCCCCCUCUUGUCUUGUCUAUUGUUUAUGUGAAAUGCAACCUUCUGUAUGCCGCCUGUGUUGUUGUGUCCUGUCCCUCUAAGAAUUGACCUCAACACCCUCCAGCUGAUGUUGACGAGUUUGAAUGUGCAAACCCAGUACUCCUAGUUGUGCUUUUUAAUCCAGCCCGAGCUCUUUGAUAUUAUUUUUUAAUUAUUUUGUUUUUGGUACUGUAUAUAUAUUUUUUCAAAGCAGUGGACUUGAAAUCAAUGAUCUUUUUAUGGAAUGAUUCAAAGAUGUCAAGUGUCUUAUAAAUACAAUGUCUGAACAGCC
Messenger RNA from Gasterosteus aculeatus aculeatus (three-spined stickleback), 4725 nucleotides. It is a transcript of the gene slco4a1, whose product is annotated as solute carrier organic anion transporter family, member 4A1. Gene Ontology annotation, cellular component: basolateral plasma membrane. Gene Ontology annotation, biological process: transmembrane transport; sodium-independent organic anion transport. The record is from RefSeq and is a predicted model, not a curated record. Lineage: Eukaryota; Metazoa; Chordata; Actinopteri; Perciformes; Gasterosteidae. Gene Ontology annotation, molecular function: protein binding.